This is a messenger RNA of Arachis ipaensis, 314 nucleotides long. The record is from RefSeq and is a predicted model, not a curated record. NCBI's taxonomy places the organism in Eukaryota, Viridiplantae, Streptophyta, Magnoliopsida, Fabales, Fabaceae.
AGACUAGAAUAAUUUUUAUGACAUUAACAUGCGCUAACAAUUGUGCUGGUGAUGCUGAGAGCGAAAUGGGAAAGAAAGGUGGAUUGUUUCGUUAUGCGGAUGGAGUUGACAAAUUGCUAUUGUUGUUUGGAACUAUGGGUUGCAUAGGGGAUGGGCUACAAACACCUAUCACAAUGUUUGUUUUUGGGAGUUUGAUUGACGAUUAUGCACGUGGUUCUGGAGAUUCUGUUCCUAAGCAUAUCAUAGACAAGUACGCUCUCAAGUUGCUGUAUAUUUCCAUCGGGGUUGCUGUAUGUGCUUUUGUUGGGCCAUAA